Molecule: messenger RNA, 14286 nt
Organism: Vitrella brassicaformis
Lineage: Eukaryota; Vitrellaceae
Source: the annotation of a GenBank genome assembly
ACACAUGGCUGGCUGUCCGGUACCUUCGGUGCGUGGCUUUGCUGUGAAAGUGUUUUCUUCUCUCACUCUCGCCCACCCACCCUGUCUUGUCGGCAGUGACGGGCUGUUUUGCUGACACGGAGGCCAUCAUCUGUAAGGACAUACAGACAUACAGACGUACAUACAUAACGCAUAUGUCGUCGGAGUGAUGUCUGUCUGCAUGGUUCAUGUCGCCUGCGUGUGGCCCCCUCCCCCCCUCUCUCUCUCCCCCGCAUGGACUUGUGUGUGAGUGCUUCAUGUUUUGUGGCAUGUGUGACGCGGAAGUCUCUGUGAGCGUGUCGUGUGGGACGGAGUCGAUGCUGAUAUGUCGUCCUGCCUUUGCCUUUUAUCCAGUCAGAUGGUUUAAGAUGAUGCCUGUCGGUCUUGCAUAUCUCUGCCUUCUGCCUUCCUGCCUGUCUGCACGUGUGCGACCCAGCUGCCAAUGGGCACCUUGCAUGUCGUCUUGGUUGGCCCUCCUACGCAUAAUGACUGACUGAAUGAAGGACUUGUAUUGUGUUGCGUCGUGUGGUGUGGUGUGGCGUUGGGUGGGGCGGGCCGGAUUGAUUGACUGAUUGAUCAGGUGCACGUGCCUGCCUUCACGUGUGCGACUUACUGACCAAACAGACAGACAGACAGACUGACUGACAGGCAGUGACUGGUUGCUUCAGAGCGACCUUUGUGGCCGUGUGUCGCUCACUCACCGAUGAGUGGCGGCUGGAUAUCCAUCAUGCAGUCCGUCUGUAUUGUUCUGAUGCAGUCAGCGGUGCGGUUCGUGGCUGCCUGCGAUGGAAUCACUGUCUGUGUUCAUGUGCACGAGUGCGGGUGGGUGUGGGCCUGUGACGCGACGUGACGCGACGUGGUGUGGUGUGGCACGGCAGAGGGGCGUUUGUGUGAGAGAGACCUUAGUGUGUAUGCGCUGCCUGUCUGCCACCGAUUCUUUCAAGCUUGUGUGUGGCGUCUGCCGGUGUGAUGUGACUGGUGUGAUGUGACAUCUCUGUCGUGCUGUGUGGUGGCUGCCUCCCUGCCUCCCUGCCUGUGCAUCGCUCUCUUUUUGGUCGCCCGUCUUUUGCUCUAUGGUGCCAUGACAGACAGACAGACGAACAUACAAACAGACAGACAGACAGACAAACAGAGAGGGAGACAGCCAGACGGACGGAAUGCGCGUGUGGCUGGUUGCUUGAGCGACCUGUGUGAAAAGUGGGGCGGAUUGAUUGAUCGUGGUGCUUCAUGACAUGCACUCGUUUCGUGCCUGUCUGCCUGUCUGCCUGUGUGCGACACUGUCGAUCGUCAAGCGUCCUUUUGUCUGUCACAGACAGGCAGCGGCUGAGAGCGAGAGGGGAGAGGAGUGGAAGGGAUGCUCGUGUGUCGCACUCACCGAUGAGUGGCGGAUGGAUAUCGAUGGACCGGUCUGUAUUGUGUUGAUGCAGUGGAUCUUGCGUACCUGCCUGCGAUGGAAUGAAUGUGUUCAUGUGUGUGUGAGUGAGUGCGUGUGUGGGCGCGUGACAGCGACGUGAGUGCGGGCAAGUCCUUCCCACUUUUGUGGCAGCCAUGACCCUGUGAGCGUCACCCUCUCUCUCCCUCUGUGCACGUGCUUCUUGGUUGGGUGUGCGUGGGGGCUGAGCCUGGCCGAGCCUGGCCGAGCCCGUGUGUGUGCUCUCCGCUACCCCCCAGCGACGCUCAAACACAACAGUACCCAACAGACGUUCUGCUUGUCCGUGUCGUGUCGUCUUGCCUCUGCCUUUUAUUCGGUUAUGACGUUUCAAGAUGCAUGACGUGGGCCACUGUGUUGCGCGUGUGAUGACUUGGCGGGGUGUGGUGUGCCGAGGACACAGUCAUUUCUUUGCCUUUUUCCUUUGUAUGCCUUCCUGUCUGCCCGGCCCUCUCUGUGUUACUCUGUUGCCAGGCACCCACUCCCUCACGCGCACACGUGGCUCAAUCGUCCAGCGCCUCUCUCUCUAUUAUCUCUAUCUGAGAGUGCAUGUGGGUUGUCCGCAGCCAUAAGCGGAAACAUUUCUGAGUCUGACUGUGCGAUUGAUGUGUCCACCCCCCUCCCCCCUCCUCCCUCCCUCUCUGCACGUCUGCGUGGUGUGCGCCGAUUUUCGUAAAGUGUGGAUGGACGGAUGGAUGGAUGGAUGGAUGGACGGGUGCCUAGAGCACGUCACGGAGUGUGGGUGUGAGGUGAAGUGCGGUUCGUGUGGAACACUCGAGGCGAGGGUGAUGCGAUGCGACACGUGACUCGAUGGAUGUGUUGGCGAGACGAGGUCACUGGCUAGGUCACUGGCGCACAAAAGGUCUUGGUUCCACACAAGGGUCGCUGACCCGACCACUCACAUGAACAGACAGGUAGAGAGGGAUAUGUAUAUAUAGAGAGAGGGGGAGAGAGAGAUGGGCGUGUCGGCGCAUUUUGUGCAUAAACAAGACGAUGAGUUCAACACACAAAACUGUCCUUCAGUCACCUUUGCACUCGAUCUCUAUGGGCUCGUCCCAUCGCACCUCAGCGCAUCACCACCAUGGCAGCUUGAAUGGCAGCAGGCAGGCAUGCCCAUUCACAUUCGGCUGUCCCCCGAAUAUGAUGGCCUCGAGUUAGGGGAGACUGUCGACGUAUAAUGCUGCGUCUUGCAAAAUUUUGACGAUUCCAUGGGCGACGAUGCGCGACAUGGCGAAUGAGGUGGCUCCCAGAGUCAACUGGCUGCGCCAAGAGGAGCUGAUCAACGGUGCCGUCUCAAGUUCGUCGCAUUGCCAAAUGCAGUGGAGCCCCUCAAUCACUCAGUCUGUGGCGUCGGCUGCGCAACGGCAGCUGAGCAAGACACACAUGGUGAAGGGCUUUCUCCUCCUCGCCCUUCUCGUGGCGCCCGCAUGCACUCAGUGCCCAUCUGUCAGCAACUCCACUGCUAUUAAUUGUCCUUCCCGCCUACUGGAAGUGGCCGCCGGUUCCCGCAGGCAGCCUAUGAUUGGAGGCUAUGGCGACAGUGCGGACGACAUCCAUGGGCAGCUUGUCGGCCAGAGCAGGUGGCGUGAGAUAGAGGGAAGAAUGGAUGCGGGCGAGAAACUGCCGCCCUGCCAGACGAGGCAGGCGGAGGUUUUUUCGCUGCGACUGACCCGCAACGACAAGCGGCUGCCAUGGAGCUGGCACGAUGAUGCUCAGGGCGCCAAUGCCGAGGUGCUGGAUGCAGAAGACCACCCACCCUUCCUGAGGCAGAUGUACGCAUGCACUUAAUAUACUCCGGACACUGCUCAGUCUUGUUGUUUGUGUCUCUGGCUCAUGCCAGCACCGACCCGCACACGGGCCGGGAGGUCUCUUGGCUGGGCUUCGGUCCAGGUCGCUACCUUGUGACGCCACCUAAUGGAGACCGCCGAGUCUGCUAUCGCUGGGCAGAGAGCCAAAACGAAGGAUUCACCUCCGCAAUCCUCAUCGCUUUCGACCAUCCUCCACCGCCUGGGAAGCCCAUCGUCUUUCUCGACACAUGGUUCGGCUUCCGUCUCGGCGCGUCCGCCGCCUAUGACUAUGAGCAUGUCCAAGGCCAUUCCGACAGUCGGGAGCUGGAUGUGGACCCGGAUGCGAUCAACUUGGGGCUGAUCGACCUACAAGCGAGAGAGCAAGACACGCCAUUGGAGGAGGCUGGCAGCAAAGGGAGUCAGCCACAAGGGCACGCUCCGCCUGCCGCCGGGAUGGUGCGGACGUGCUGGCGGUCGGCCGCGGGCUUCGUCUAUCACUUUGUCAUGUCGCAGUCGACUUUGCAGAUCUUCAAGAUGGGCAAGAUGAUCGGAGAGGUAGCUGUGCCAGCGGCCAUUGCGACCAACAUGCUGACACCGAGCCCUCUAUCGCUGGGAUGCGACCACAGGGGCAGUAACUGUUUGAAAGGGAGGGUGAGGUAUAUGCAUUAUGUCAACUCGGGCACUCUGACCUCCGACAUGAGCGGCGCCGCGCAACAAGUCGCCGACAAUAGUGUCUUCUUUCGUCCUGUGUCAAUUGGAUCGACAGAGAAGUGUCCUCCCUACGCGCAGGUGCUAUUGGCUAACGGCGAUCCUGUUGAGGCCUACGUCGGCAAGCCAGCCGAGCGACCGAGCAUCACUCACGCUGCCAAAUAUCUCCGGCGGGCGAUGCCUCACGGCUCGUUGCUGAGUCUCAGGUGUGUGACCGAGGGCGCCAACCUGACGUACCACGGGAGUGGCGUGGAAGAGGACACCAUCAAGUGCGGCGCCGUCAAGAGCGGAGAGUGGCCCGCAAGGAUACUCGAGUGCAUGAGUAAGCCAGUAUUCAUAUGCCAACUCAGACGCGAUGGAUCGAUGGAUAUUUGCCGGCUGUCUGUGUCUGCAGAGGACUGCGACCCGACCAAUGCCACAUGGUGGAAUGAUACCGACUUGGGUGGUGCCGCUGUCAACCCUCGGUACAAGCUCGUCUCCCCCCGGCGCGCCACGAGACUGCGACACGGCGAGAGAGUCCAAAUGCAGUGCGGCCCGGGCUAUCUGCCACCCGUCAAUCUCCCCUCCGAGACCACCCUCUGGUGCAACGACGGCCACCUCGAUCAGCUGGAUCUGCCAUGCAAAGGUGUGCUAGGGAGGAAAGGUCCAAACAUUUUGAUUGUUUAUUGUGUCGUUGUCUCACUCAUGUCUGCCUGUAGAUAUGUGCCCUUCGUUGAUCCUGGCGCCGCCCGACUACACUCAGCCUCUUUCCCGUGUGCGCUAUCGUGUCACGGGUGGCGAGCAGGGGCGCCCAGAAGGCGCCACCCGCACCAUCCGAUGUGCCGAGGACUACCGCCCCUCAACGACUAGCGGGUACAAGCAAGAUUCCCAGGUCAUCUACUGCCGCCAAGGAAACUGGACGGAUGUGGCGCUCCAGUGCAUCGGGAGCUGCGGCCAGUUCCGGUUCCCUACACAUGUCGACGCCACACGCUAUGUGACCGACCCGCCAUACGGCGAGGUCGCCACAGGUGCGUCAGUGACGGUGUCGUGUGCUGCGGGGUUUGUGCCGAGGAAAGGGCAGAAGGCUUCUGAGCGACUCGACUGCGUGUGCUUCGGCAAGAAGGACCAGUGCGACGAUGCCCACCGCUGGAGGUACACCGAGCCGCGCCUCGACUGCAAAGCCUCGUGUGGACGCCAUCCCUUCGACACCAACACCACGGACCUCUACACGGUCGACUACGGCAACACAGUGCAGUCAGUCAGUCACAAGCAUGCAGCCCCCACUGUGCCCUACCUGUCGGAGGUGCGCAUCACAUGCAACGCCACGGCUGGGUAUGGUGUGCGUUACGGUCUCGAAGAAGCAGUCACGUCCCAGUGCACUGGAGGAACCCGAGACAGCAGCGACCCGUACACAAGAGUGGACAUCCAGUGCUACAGUCAGAGGGGGGGGGGGAGGGGAUCACGGACAAAUGAGCGGGCACAGGAGACACAAGCUGUUUCUCUUUGAAUGCACGCUGUCCUUGCAGGGAAGUGCCUGAGCCCUCCUGAGUCGAUGCUGCCGUCCGGCGAUGCCAGCAGGAAGUAUUUGCUGACGUACACGGGAGGUGCGCCGCGGACGGUGCCUUUCCUGCACGGCAGCUCCGUGGCUCUCUCCUGCGCAGCUAACGCCCACAAGGCCACCGACCAGAUGGUCGACAAACAGACACUCGUGUGCAUGGACGGCAACUGGACUCAGCGGGCUCUCACCUGCAAAGGUAGGUAGGCAGGUACACUAGCAGACAGACAGACAGACAGUAUAAGCCGAGCAAAGCUUAGAAACAUGCUGCUGUCUGUCGUGGAUGUUUCAAUUUAUCGAUCAGCUGACUGCGGCCCUUGGACGCCGCUACCAACGACCCGUUUUCAGACGUUGCCCCCGCAAGAGGAGCUGGUGCAGAGUCCUUCCCAGCUUCAUGGCUUUAGGGUGCGUGUACAGUGCCAGCGAGACCGAUCCAAGGCUGCCGUCACAGACCGCGAGCUGCCCAACGAGGAACAGCACGUCACCUGCCUAGACGGGCAGUGGACCCCUCUGACGAUCCUCUGCAAAGGCAUGCACACACACAUGCACACACCCGCACACACAAGAACACAGAAGCAGAAUACAUCCGCAUGUGCUAUCUCAAGCGGCUCCCACCUGUUUGCAGUUCCAUGUGGGAAGCUUUCUUUGAAAGGGCCGUCGUCUCUGCUGACUACCGCCGGCCAGGGGGUGUCGUUCAGGUGGCCGGAGGGAGCUGUGCCCGAGCCGCGUGCAGUGAGCGACAUGUAUGUCCUCAGCAGUGAAUCGCCGCUAAGAAGUCCUUCGCCCCACGGCACUCGGGUGACGAUAGAGUGUGACACGGCCCAGCACUUCCAUCCCUUCGCCGGCCCCGACACAAAGGACAUCGUAUGCACCGACGGGCAUUGGAGCCAGCAGGACAUAAUAUGUGGACGUACGUACGUACACACAAAAAGGACCGACCUGGCACACCACACGGCGCUACAUAACAUACUGCACGGGCAGCACUGCACUGCACACAUGUGUCUCCUCUCUCUUUCCCUUCCACCUCUGUGUGCCUGUGGGUGCCUGCAGCUGACUGCCCCGUCUUCCCGUCCUUCGGCCCCCCAUCCUUCUACCACUACACCAGCCUGGUCCGCCGGGUCUCAUCCGUCGAUCGCGUCAUCGCACCCGAAGCCGCCAAGGCACCCUCCCUCGAAGCCCCAGUCGCUGUCAUCAGCCCAGUGGCCCAGGAAUUCUACCGCAAGGCUAGCUACCAGCCAUGCGGCGCAAAGCUGAGCGUCCAGUGCAACCAACAAGGGAACUUCGCCCCCAGGAUGGGUCCACGCCCAAUGCGAUCGAGACGGUGACGUGCGAUCGUGGACGGUGCGAAUUUAGAAAUGUGUCAGUUCUUGCACGUGUUGGUUACCCUUCAUUUCAGCAUCGUGGGCGGUGGCACUUUCGAGUAAGCGUCGAAUCGUGGGCGACAUACUAAGGUGGAGUCCCUCAUGUGUCUCCACAACGCCGCAGGUGUAUGGCGCCGUGUGGCCCCUACCCGAUUGAGAGGCUGUCUUUUCCUGAGCUCUACAGCAUAAGGCCUUUGUCGUCGGCGCCGCCGAGAGAGGAGGCGGGAGAGCCCGAGGAAGGGGGCGCUGAAGAGAGGCCCGCGCCACUUUUCGUGCAUGGCAGCCGGCUGCUGAUCAAGUGCGACACGGCCCAACGUGCCGCUGCGACGCCCAGAGAGCCCGGGCAGGUCUCUGCCGUGUGUGUCAAUGGGACAUGGUCUCCCGUCCCGCCACCCUUCAUCUGCUCACGUGAGCUGCGCCCACAGACAUCCAGACAGACAGACAGACAGGCAGGCAGGCACCUGUGGAUAUGUGUGUGUGUGCGUAUGUGUGUGUUGUGCUGUGUUGUAGAGGAGUGUGUGGCCCCGCAGCUGCCGGCCUCCUACGAGGUGAUGGGCACGGUCAAGUCCGCCUACAGGCACGGCGGGUGCAGAUCCGGUGCUUCACCGAGAGGUCCUUCUACAACGCCACCGAGAGCAGGCCAUCCAACCCACAGACCGCCACUAUCGUCUGUCAACACGGCCACUGGUCUGAGCCGAACCCACGACUCGAAUGCCGAAGUGGGCAAUCAAAGACAGCUGCAGACCGUGACCCCCCGCCUAUAUAUUUUGUGUCCGCUCAGAGUCGUGCCGCGACCUCUCAGAGGUUAUCGAUCACGACAGGUUUCCUUUCCGCCUUGUCUCUGAGCCUGAGGAACUGCAAGAGGACGCGGUAUGCGAAGGCGUCCCCCGGCCACGACCCACCGAGCCGCCAUCCACCACGCCUUUGCCGGAAAACGCCAGUGCUCUCGUCAAAGCCCUCGCCAUGAUACCCCCGAUGGAGCCCGACCCUGCCGCCACCCGCCCCAGGAUCGACUUCCUUCUGUCUGACUUCCCGCGGCACGGUUCGUGAACACACAUGAAAGGCGCCCGUUCCGUCUCGCUGUUUGUGCCUCCCUCUGAAUAUGCCGUGUGUCUGUCUCUGUGCAUGCCAUGCAAGGCAGGUUCGUGUGUGAUAUUCGGGUGUGCGGUGGGCGAGGGGGCAGAUGUGGAGUCAUUGCAAUGGCGGUCGGUGUCGUGUGCUGCGCCUGGGGACACGCGCGGCAACUGGAAGGAUGUGUUUGGGUCGAAUGACUGCACGACGCUGCGGUGCCUGGAUGGGCAAUGGACGCCGAGAGAGUUUGACUGUAAAGGUGAGAAGACGAUGUCAGGCAGGCUACACGAGCCUUGUACGCAUGAGAGAGAGUGUGUGUGUGCAUGUAGAUGACUGUCCUCCGCCCCUCAGCAAGAGGCACCUGCCGGGUGUGGUCUAUGUCGAGGAGCACAAAGACGUAUACAAACACGGAGAAGUCGAGUACCUCCAGUGUACAGGCUAUGAUAGGAUCGCCAGCGGCUUUGCGGCCCUCCCGCCCCACCCCACUGAUCACAUCGAGACCGUCACAUGCGACGCAGGGCGCUUUGAGGACGUCACCUUAAUUUGCAGAAGUGAGCGACCAAAUGAUACCGUCCUAAGAAAAUAUGCCAUUCAAGUGGCCACAUGGUGAUCAGAGCGGUGUCCCCCGUUCUUCCCCCCCUUUGCUCCACUCGAGGCGUAUGUGGUGUCUCCCACGCCUGUGUUCGACCCCGCCCUUCUCGACGCCGACCGCAGAGUGUUCCUCUACCAGCUGAACCCCGCUGAGGCGGACAUGAAAGCCAUGGCGGCUUUGGAGCCCCACUUCCGGCACAACAGUGGCCGGUGGAUAGAGUGCGCCAAAGGGUGGAGCGACCCCUCUUGGCCCGCGCCCCGCCCCGACUUUGUCGAGUGCUACAAUGGCACCUGGGCCCACCAGAUAAUCAGAUGCAGACGUACGUACGCAUGCACGAUAGAUAAAUCGAGAAAGGGAUAGAGAGACGACCGAAGACACCAACAAUCUAUCUAUCGGUACGCACUCAGGUCAGUGCCCGGGUGUGGCAUUCCACCUGCUCAAUCCGGCCUUGUACAAGGUCGAGUACAGCGGCCGCCGCCCAGAGCCCAAGAAGACGACCCGCCAGGCGUCCAGCGACCCGCUCGCAGACCUUAUCAACAGGCUGCUGCCCACCAAGCCCGGCGAGCCCAUCGACACCUCGCAGACCACGCAGAGAGAGCGAGACACGGCAUAUGUCUGGGGCGCCCUCAACCGCAGCCGUUUCUACGAGUGAGACAGACAAGGCGCCGCAUUCAAUUCACCGACCUGCAGCAUCUCCUAUGUGGCGCCGUGUGUGUGUGCAGCGACGGUGUGUUCAUGAAGAUCACGUGUUUGGAAGGUGACCUGACGCGGCCCAUCGUGGCCAUCAAGGCGGAGCAGCAGGCGGCCCGUGCAAGGGGCGAACAGUGGCUGCCCACUGAGCUCGAGGACUGCAGUGACCACCAGUGCGACGUCAUGUGCGCCAGGGGCACCUGGACGGAGCUCAAACACUACUGCCACCGUGAGUGAGCACGCCACACACCUUAUGGCACAUGAUGGAUGGACGAGCGCACACACGCACAUCCGUCCACGUGUCCUUCUCUGUAUGCCUGUAGGCCGUUGUCCGCCGUUCAUCCCCCCGGAGAGAUCCCGCAAGCAGUGCGACCCGCCAGAGCACUGCAAAGAACCGGAGGACCUCUCCACGGUAAGCGAGACAUACAUACCAUGAGCGAGGCACUGACAAUUCGACACAGCUUCCUGUCUCCCUCCGUUGGUCGGUCUCUGCCAGGAGGAGAGGAACAAUCCGUUCUUCUCCCCAGACGACGGUCUCUGGCGGCACGGCUCUACCUUUCUGCUCAAGUGCACCUCGCCAUUUUGUCCGCACCCUGCGCCGGAGAACUCGACUGUCCGAUGCAACGACGGGGAGUGGGAAAAGACCACACUCGAGUGCAGACGUACGCACAUCUCUGUGUGUGUGUGUGUGUAGCCAGACACGUGGACGCGCCUAUGUGUGUGUGUCAUGCAGGUCCUUGUCUGGCCAGGAUGGAUGUGCGUCUGUACCGGCCGGACGAGGAGGCCCUGCGCUACCAGGUGGCUGACGCCGAGGACAAUGUCCCGCCGACCGGGGAGGACACUCCACGCAUCGACGGCGAGACGGGCCAGCCACUGCCCCUGUACAUCCAUGGGUCACGGCAGCUAGUGUCGUGCAACACUACGGGCGGCUACCAGUCGGUGCUGCCACGCCCCGCCGACAUGACCGCCUGCCAGGACGGCGUGUGGACCCUCACCGCCAUCAUGUGCAGGCGCGACUGCCCGCCGAUUGCCGACUACUUCGCUGCCUUUGGGGAGAGUCAGGCGAGAUAUGUGGUGGAGGGCGGGGGCGACUCGACGCGCCACGGGACGGUGCUGCAGGUGUCGUGCGCACCGCGGCACUCGCCUGUCGAGGGAGAGGAGGCCGAGACCGUCGAGUGCAAUGACGGCACCUGGUGGCCGCUCAUACUCAGAUACAGAAGUGAGUGAGGGAGUGCGCGAGGCCAUCACACAUGAAAGGUAUUGGUUCGUUCGGUUAGAAAUGUGCGUGGACUAUAUUAAGUGGGCUUCGGCGCACGAUCCAUCCCUGCUCGACACGUCGCAGUAUUGGAUCCACCGGCCGCAGGAGCAUCUGGUCGACAAACUCAUGCCCGCCGGACGGUCCCUCACCGUCAUGUGUGCGCCCCUACACUCAUCAGUCAGUACGCAGCCACAGUACCAUCCAUCCAUCCAUCCCUGCAGGUGUGGGUGGAUGUGCGCAUCCGUCUGUGCAGUCCUUUCAGGUGGCAGGGAGCACCGCACUGGACCGUCAGCAGAUCCUGUGCGAAGACGGCGAGUACACCAAGCGACUCAUACACUGCGAAGGUAAGUAGGCACGUGGCGGGCGCGAGUGCGUGAGCCGGCCAAGGCACGGCACGCGCAACAAUCACAUGAUCUAUCCAUCUGCAUGUCCAUGGAUGUUUCACUCCCUUUCUCCCUCCCUCCCUUCUUCACAGCCAACUGCCCGGAGUACACCCCUGAGCAGGACUACGGCACCGACCCCGACUUCGGCGGAGGGCUUAUUGUGCAGGACGUCGGGGUGGGCCUCGACACCAUCUAUCACACACACUCCAUCCGCAACGGGGCCACAAGACGCAUCAAGUGCUGCCAGACCGGAGAACUGGCCUAUCAGCUCGGCUCGCUGCCGGAUGACGCCGAUACCAGCUGGUUGGAAAGCUCCAUCAAGUGCAGGUGGGGGAAAUCAAAGGGCGGGAUGGGUGCAGCGGAGUCGGCGACAAGGGGGGAUGGGAUGGCCUCUGUGUGUCAGGUGGAACUGGGCGUCUUACCUGGAUGAGCCGCCGUAUGAGGAUGAGGUGCGCUGCUACAACGGACAGUGGACCUUGCCAGCUCUACAGUGCUACCGUAAAAAAGAGAAAGAACACACUGCACCCCACCCCAACCACAUCAGAUGUCUCCUUGGCUGCCUUUGCGGUUCUGCCUUGUCUUUCUGUCUGGCUGCGCAGCCAUGUGUCUGCCUUUCGGCCAGGAGAUGGUGCACGCAUCCGGCAACAGCAGCGACUACCUCCACCCCGUCACUAAACACGUCCUCGGCCCCAUCAACGGCCUAGUGCCACCCGGUGCAGAGGCGCAGGUCCGGUGCGACAAGGGCUACCUUCCCGAGCCGCAGCAAGACCUCUGGAACACCAACCCCCCCGUGACGGUGAGGUGCACACGAGGCUACAUGACGGCCCCCUACGUCUGCAUCAAGACCUGCCCCAAGCCAUACCGGGAGAAGCCCAAGAUGGUGCGGUACAACAUCGGUGGCGGCGACAGUGCCGAGUACGAGGCCCUCACGUACGAGCAGCUGCUCGCCCACCGGCCCUGGAUCGUGCGGCACCGGGGCCGAUACUUUGCCUUUUGUUACACGCCUGACUGCCGGAGUGAGAAUGCGACAUCGCUCAAUGACACGAUAGCGUCGCGCUGGAAUGGGACGGGCCGUGUGGAGAAGGGCGACAUCGACAAGGACGAGCGCAUAUUGAGGAAACGGAAUGUCGUCGAAGUCAGGAAAUAUAUCUGGGGUUCGGUGGAUGGAUGGAGGGGCAGACAGACAGACAGACAGACAGACAGAGGAGCUCACUCACUUGCGAACCCUCUGAGGCCGGACACGCCCUUCAGGUGUCUCUCUCUCUCUCUCUCUCUCUCCCCCUCCUCUGUCGGUGUGUAUGUCUGUGUGUUGCAGGGUGCUUGAACAGGCGGAGGUCGGUGACGACCUUCGAUUAUUACAACGCGUGGCAAUGGGCGACGACCGCCGGAGUGGCGGCAGCGGGUCUGGCAUCUGCUUUCGUGUUCCCGCCAGCUGCUAUCGUGACGGGAGUAUUGUUGGGGCUCGGGGUUAUCGACUUUGGCAGCAGCCUGCAGUACCUACUGGACCAGACAGACAGACAGACAGACAGACAGAAACACAGACCACAAGAGUGCUCGAGAGGCUGGCUGGCUGGUUCGUGUGUGUGUCUGCCUGCAGCAUCUAUUAUUUCAAGUGGUUUUGGCCCAAGGCCAUGCACAACGGUUUCGCGGCAAGGGUGUACGGGGAGUGGGGGGCCAAGCAGUACGAGUGCCUGUGGGGCGUGUGGGUGCCCCGCCCUGACGCCACACUCGAGUGUGAGCAAUCAAGGUUCCAGCAGACGUGCAUCGACGCACACACCACCGUAUGGACAAGGAAGAAACACGAAGUGAAACCGAGACACAGCACCAACACCGACACCAAGGCAGCACCACGAGGCGGCCGGGGCUGGCUCGCGGGGUUUGCCAGCUCCUUCCAAUCGCUUAGCGGCCGACUGCGGCUGAUGUCCAACAUAGCUAAUGACGUCGAAGGUCGAUCAAGUGGUGUCGGGUCACUUUUGACAGCGCUCUUAGAGCUUGUACUAGCUGGUGGUGGUGUGUCGAGGAGUGAGAGGGGCGGCGGGGAAGCAGUGAGAUUGGAUGGGCUGGAGCCGGUGUCUGCGGCUGAGGUGGAGGUGGGCGACCAGAUUCUCUCCUAUGGCUCGGGCCGGCCACGACUGACCGAGGUGCAUCACUGGGGUGCGUGGGGCGGAGACACGGAGGGGGGGGCCAUCCAUCUACCUGUCGGUGUGUGUGUGUGUGUGUGUGUGUGUGUGUGCUGGCAGGUUUAUUUCAGAGAGUCGUACCCAGGUACCCACACGAACAGACAUGGCUAAGGAGGAAAACACACUGUGUGUGACACCUGCAUGUAUGUGUCCGUGUCCGUCGUCGCAUACGGACCUUGACCGAUCGCAGCCCAGCCGACGCGUGUCAUCGACAUUGACGUGGCCACCACACCCUGCCCAUCGGGAGCAUCGACUUCGUCAUCGCUCCGGCUCUCGCCCUCACACCGUCUUCCCGUCUUCAGGCAGCAGCAGCAGCACGGGAGACACAGGCCACUGGUGCGCCGAGUGGUGAGGGCUGACGAGGUGCGACUGGGGGACAUGCUUGCCACCGUCGUGGCGCACACUGCCCCACCCCGCCACACAGGCCUCUAUUGUGCCAGCCACGAGACAGGGAGGGCCAGGGGCGACAAUGUGACGAUGGGACUGGAGGGGGAGGGGGGCGUGUUUGCUCAUAGCUAUGGAAGGGUCACCGGUGUGAGGGGCGCUACCAAGGUAUGGUAGCGACGGGAAGCAGCUGCCAGAGGCCUGUCUUGUCCCUGGCUGUGUCCCCGGCUGUGUCUCUAUGUGUGUGUGUGGUCUGUCUGUCUCAGCGCUGUGGUCUGGAGCUGUUGUACAUGUUGGAUUCCCACAUGGUGGCAAAUGGCCUGGUCAUCACCGACAGCGACGAGCCAAUGGACGCACACAUGCCUUACACGUACCUCUCAAACCUCGACACACGGUGGGGUGGGCGGGCACCUUCUCCUCUCCAUCCAUCCAUCUCUUACGGCUCCAGUCUGGCUGUCUGUGUGUGUGGAUGCAGGAUGGUGUAUUGGCUGUUCGGUGCGGCGGGCGGGGUCAACUCCUCCAUCUUUAGAGCAUACUGGAGGUCUGUAUGUGUUCAGGUGAUGGACUCCAUGUUGCUUGGCUUGCUCGUGUGUGUGUGUGUGUGUGCAGGUGGAGUGUUGGGCGGAGCGACUUUGUGCAGAGCAUCGUCAUGAGGCGAUGGAUGGACAAAUGAAUGAAUGGAACGGCGGCGACUGGACUCCCUCCCUCCCUCCCUCCCUCACUGUAUGGUGGCCCGCCUAGUGCCAGAGAAGUAGCUGUGCCAUCCAUCUGUGUCAUCUACCAGACUUUGAGACUCUGUUAGGCUUGUUUCGUGUUUGUGGCGUCCCCGGUAGACCUCUGUACCGCCGGCCAAAUGGGAUGGCUCGACUUCGAAAUAUAUGUAUCGACGGG